Molecule: messenger RNA, 1059 nt
Organism: Hyalella azteca
Lineage: Eukaryota; Metazoa; Arthropoda; Malacostraca; Amphipoda; Hyalellidae
Exons: 3
Coding region: 26-628 (200 amino acids)
Source: RefSeq, a predicted model, not a curated record
ACUCCUUCACUACCGAGCCGCGAAAAUGUUGUCUUUGUUUAUCCUACCUACUCUACUGGCUUUUGCGUGUGGCGAGAGCGUCGUGAGCGUCGUGAGCAACCCUGCAGCUUUGACGUACACGGGAGCGACGAUCUCGAACGUCGGGCCACUCACCGCGAACGUCGCCUUGGCCGGUGUACCGCAAGGGCGGCCAGUCUACACACACACUCCCCAGAUCACUGAGCACCGAUUCAAGCAAAAGACGGUACACAGCCAGUAUAACGUGCCAGUGGAGAAGCCCGUAUUCAGGAAGCAGGUGGUGCAAGACGUGCACCACAACUACGUGGCCAAGCCCUACGCGGUACCCAAGCCCUACGCAGUGCCCCAGCCCUAUGCAGUACCUCAGCCCUACCCCGUGUAUCACCACGAGGUGGAGGUGAACCAGCCCGUUCAAGUUGUGCGUCAUCACACUCACCAACAGCAGGUGCAUCAUUUCCCGUUGGUUAAAACUGCUGAUGUGGUGCACCAACACUCGCCUGUGGUGCAUGUAGCACCAGUUGUACAACAGGUUGUGGCUGUACCGUAUGCAGCCCCAGUUUUCGCUAACGCUGCACAGCAUACGCGAACGGAAACAAUGCAGGCCCACUGAAGCAUUCCCACUACAUAGAGGGGCAAAACAAUAAGAAAUGAUCAAUCUUGAGACAAAAAUUAAUAAAAUAGCCUAAAGUCUUUCUUAUACCUUGAGCAAUUAUCGUCCAAAGCAACUCUCCACGUAGACCAUGCAGUAACAAAUGUUUCAAAAAUACUGCAAUAAUGACAGCGAAACGCCGGCGUUUGCAAAUUGAGGCUAAGAAUAAAGAUUAAAAAAAUAGGUAUCUAGUAAGAUUUCAAGUGUUUUCUCAAAUAAAUGAAAAUGAAUCGAGACCAAGCUCUAUAUUUUUUCAUGUUAUCAAGUGCUUUAUUACUGUUGUAUUAGUGUAGAUAAUAAUAUUCUUAAACACCCGAUUCUAGAACUGCAUGUCCAAUGUGCGUGAAUUGAGUCAUUACGGCGGAGGAAUAAAACUUGUGUUUACCCUCUCA